UUCUUGUGUCCUAGCAACAUAAUAUCCCUAACAAUCCCAUCGAUCCAGUGUUACCGAGCAAGAAGUACUAUUACCAGAACAUUAUCCUCUUCAAAUAUCUCCCGCAAAUACUGAAACAGGAUGGAAGACCUCAAGGAACUCGUGAACAAAGUGAAUUCACUACUGGACACCAACUACAACAUGAUUUCCUUCGAUUCCCUGUCUUCUGAAGGAUUGAUCCAAGUCCUAGUGGACGUUCUUUCGAAGCUCCAGUGUUGUGAGCACUUUGAAGUGCGUGGCAACGACUUUGAGGAUGUAAAUAGGAAAAUCACGGAAUGCCUUAAGUGUAUUCAGUAUCGCCCCAGGGAGGAGUUUAGCAAAAAUCCCGAGAUUUUCCGUCGAGGUUUAGCCAAUGGCGAGAAGAAGAUGAUUUAUCCCAUAAUCUCCUGGAUCUGGGCCAACAAGGAGACUGUAAAGGAAGUGGCGUACUUGUCGAAAUACCUUAUGCCCCUUAACAUGCCCAAUGAGGCUCGAGCCAUUCCAGAAAUCUCCAGGUUGUGGGAACAAUACCAAACGGUUAUGGAGGAUUUUGUGGGCAUCCACAAGGCUUACAGUGUGGCUCAGGGAGAAGGGAAUCGCGCAAAGGAACUAAAGAACGACAUUGGGGCUAUUGAGACGGAGAUUGAGAAUGUAAAGAAGCGCCUAGAGAGAACUCAGCUUCGCUUAGAUAAAAUCCCGCAGCAGGAAUUAUUUUUGGAAGCAGGAAGGUCCCUCAGGAUUGAAAAGGACCGUAAUAAGGAGUUAGAAUCUCAGCUCGAUGAGCAAAAACGGACAAUUGAGAGGAACAAUCUUCUGCAUUCGAGGCUGCAAAAGGAACUCUCCACAGCGCAAAUGGCUACAGCCAGUACAGGACCGAAGAAUCUCUUGGAUACUCUUGUGGAUGAGACUCAAGUAUUGGACUUUAUGCUGAAGCAGAAACUUCCGGUAGAGCUAAAAGAGAAGCAGGAAGAGAUUGUGUUGCUGCAGAGGGUUUUGGACGAACCCAAGAUAACAGAUGAAUAUCUUGGGGAUUUGAAUAGGAAGAUUGAAGAGGUGAAUCAGGAAGUCCAGGGUUUGGUUGAAUCCAGAAUGCAUGAGUACAAUGCCCACAACGACAAUCUGGGCCCUUUCAAGCAGCAAGCCAGCAUGGUGAGGAGGAAUAAAGAGCUAACCCUUGAACAGUUGGACAAGAUGACCAAGGAACUGAGGGAAGUCAAUGCUACUCUCGAGGGGAAACAGAAGGAGCUCCAGGACACUGUUGGGGAAGUGAUUUUGCGCGGGGAUGAACUAAAGAACUACGUGAAUACUCUUCGCGCCAAAAGCUCUGUCUACAAGCAACAUAGGGCAGAGCUUGCAUCACUGCAAUCCGAAGAGAUGGAUCUGCAGAAGACACUGGACAAUCUUAAGUCUCAGGAUCCGUCCCUGCAGACAUCCCUGAAUGAGACAGGAUCUCCUGAGGACAGUAUUACUAGGCCAAGUUCUCCUCAGGAAACCCAGGGUGUCGCAGAACUUUCAAGGCUUGUCGAGGGGCUCUCGAGGGCUACAGCGGGGUCCAGGGAAAGGCUGGUCCCCCUGUCUCAGACUAUUCGUCCUCUGAGGGAGAAAAUACUAGAGCUUAAGGAUAUUCAUGAAUCUAAAAAGCAGGCUUAUGAUGCCUUGUCUGCAACUCUGAAAGCCGAAGCAUCGUCGAUGCAGAAGGACAUCAAUGAAACUGAGAAUCUCAUUGGGAACUACGAGGAAGAGUGGCGUGAGUUGCAGCUGGAACAGGAGAGAAUUGGUCAUCUACUGAAGGACAUUGGGCAGGACAACAAUGAUGAUAAAACAUCAUCCGUGGCAGAAUCGCUUUCUCUGCAAAUUCGGGAUGAAGAAAAGUCCAUAUCUAAGCUCAAUGAAGAGAAUCAGCGUCUCCUGUCCCUCAGGGACAAGCGAGAGAAACAAGUGGAGCUCUGGGGGGACCUCAACAAACUACUCCAAGUGAAGAUUCAAUGUCAACGCGAGGGGAAAAACCAGGGAAUUGGGGGGGUUUUGCAUGUUGAUCGUGGGGCAGAAACAUUCACAUUGCAGUAGAAACUCGGAUAAUUUCAAUAAAAUCAUGAUAUAUUUAACA
Molecule: messenger RNA, 2125 nt
Organism: Phlebotomus papatasi
Lineage: Eukaryota; Metazoa; Arthropoda; Insecta; Diptera; Psychodidae
Product: intraflagellar transport protein 81 homolog
Exons: 2
Coding region: 121-2085 (654 amino acids)
Biological process (GO): cilium assembly; intraciliary transport
Cellular component (GO): cilium; centrosome; intraciliary transport particle B
Molecular function (GO): tubulin binding
Source: RefSeq, a predicted model, not a curated record